Messenger RNA from Anolis sagrei ordinatus, 1784 nucleotides. The record is from RefSeq and is a predicted model, not a curated record. NCBI's taxonomy places the organism in Eukaryota, Metazoa, Chordata, Lepidosauria, Squamata, Anolidae.
CGCCCCCCGUCCCUACGCCGACGCCAUUUCUGUGAGGAAAGAAAGACGGACAAGAAGGGACAUGAGGAUUCUAUGGAGCCAACUCUUGGGUGCAUUCAGAAAACUAAUAACAUAGGAAGAAGAAGAAGAAAUCCUCUCAACAUAAUGUUCUUGAUGAAUUCUUGACCUUAUUUACAGAUAAGAAAGGAAAAAAACAAGAGCCAGCUAUCUAUAUUGCAAUUCAACACCCGUAUCUCUGUUGACAUGGAGGAGAGAGCAUCUAUGUGCCUUGUGUGUGGAAAGAAUUUCACUCGGAGGAAUGAUCUGCAGCAACAUGAAAGGACUCACACUGGGGAGAAGCCCUAUGCAUGCCUGGAGUGUGGACAGAGAUUUUCUUAUAGUUCAAGUUUACAUAGACAUCAAAGGACUCACACUGGGGAGAAACCCUUUACAUGCCCGGAGUGUGGACAGAGCUUCAGUCACAGCUCAAGUUUACAGACACAUCAAAGGAUUCACACUGGGGAAAAACCCUAUACGUGCUUGGAGUGUGGACAGAGAUUUCCUCAUAGUUCAGGUCUAUAUAGACAUCAAAGAACUCACACUGGGGAGAAACCAUAUACAUGUCUGGAGUGUGGACAGAGCUUUACUCAGAGUGCAAAUCUCCAUGCGCAUCAAAGGACUCACACUGGGGAGAAACCCUAUACAUGCCUGGAGUGUGGACAGAGCUUCACUCAGAGUGCAAAUCUACAUUCGCAUCUAAGGACUCACACUGGGGAGAAACCCUAUAAAUGCCUGGAGUGCGGACAGAGCUUCACACAGAGUUCAGGUCUACGUUCACAUCAAAGGAUUCACACUGGGGAGAAACCCUAUAUGUGUCUUUGGUGUGGACAGUGCUUUAUUGAGAGCGGAAGUCUACGUUCACAUCAAAGGACUCACACUGGGGAGAAACCAUAUACAUGCCUGGAGUGUGGACAGAGUUUCACUCAGAGUUCAGGUCUACGUUCACAUCAAAGGACUCACACUGGGGAGAAACCCUAUAUGUGUCUUUGGUGUGGACAGAGCUUUACUAAGAAUUGCAGUUUACGUUCACAUCAAAGGAUUCACACUGGGGAGAAACCCUAUAUGUGCCUGGAGUGUGGACAGAGCUUCAGCCAGAGUUCAGGUCUACGUUCGCAUCAAAGGAUUCACACUGGAGAGCAACCCUAGAAACUCAUGGAUGUGGAAAGAGCUUCACUGAGUGUUCAAAUCUGCAUAGACAUAGAAUUCACAUUGGAGAGAACAGUUGGAUUUGACCCCAGAGAGAUCUCUAAGUCAGAGCUUUCCGGAUAUUUCAUCUUAGUGACAUACAUUUUUAUUUUAUUAAUUAGAAAGGUAAUUACUGCAACUCAAUCAACAAAUAUAACAAAAGUUAUAACAGAACCUACACUUGAACACACCAGCACUACCGUUCUGUAGUGAUACACCCUUCUGGGUGUUUUUAAGCAGAUGUUUUGACUGUGUCUUCAUGGCUGGCUGAAGUGGGCUGGGCUCGAGACCCUCGAUGUCCAUUUUAACUCUAAUCUAUAGUUAGUUUAGGAGUAGGCUGAGGGCAUCCUUCCCACCCGACUCCUGAAUGACGGUUGGAAUGCAUUUGUUCUCUCCUCUCUCUUUCUUCUCUCAUUCUGAUUGGUUAUGUGGAAUGGAUUCUUUUCAGGUGCAUGCCUUUGUUCAGACUUCUGCUUUUUACACCCUAGAGCAGUGUUUCUCAACCUGGGGGUCGGGACCCCUGAGGGGGCCGUGAGAGGGUGUCAAAGGGGUCGCCAAAG